AUGGACUUGCCUCAUGUGGACCCGUCCUGCCGCAAGCGCCGCGACGAAAGAUCUUCAUGGGACGUUCCUCGGAACUGCAGGGAUCAGAGUCGGGAUGAAGCGGUCAUGGCGAGCGGACGGUGCGUCGUUGCUUCGCAAAGACACAGCAGAGACAGCAGCGAUCCAGAGGCAACCGUGCCAGAGAGCCACGUGUUUCGAAAUCACCAGACGGCCGGCUACCGGCUAUCCGAUGAGACCACCUCCGCAUGCCUCUGGCGCCCUGAUCAGCGAGAUAUGGUUGAAGAGACACAGCUUGAGACAGCGGACUCGGACUGA
This is a messenger RNA of Purpureocillium takamizusanense, 315 nucleotides long. RefSeq lists its product as uncharacterized. The transcript has a single exon. Lineage: Eukaryota; Fungi; Ascomycota; Sordariomycetes; Hypocreales; Ophiocordycipitaceae. The coding region runs from base 1 to 315 and encodes 104 amino acids. The record is from RefSeq and is a predicted model, not a curated record.